Cryptomeria japonica (Japanese cedar) is the source of this 1614-nucleotide messenger RNA. Its product is annotated as probable calcium-binding protein CML10. Bases 503 to 1138 code for a protein of 211 amino acids. Lineage: Eukaryota; Viridiplantae; Streptophyta; Pinopsida; Cupressales; Cupressaceae. The record is from RefSeq and is a predicted model, not a curated record. Gene Ontology annotation, molecular function: enzyme regulator activity; calcium ion binding. The transcript has a single exon.
ACUUUCAUUUUCUACAAAACAAACAACAGCGAAGAAACGCUGGUAGUACACUUCUCUUCUGCUCCACGCACUCGUUUUCAACGAAUCUUCUAUUCGAUUUUGGAUUUUAGGAUUGGACGGUUCGCCACCUGCAGGGUGUGAUCGGAUCAUUUUUAUAAUUUCACGCGCUAAUCCACAAUCUAUAAAGCUUCAGAUCAUCUACUCUUCUGUUGCAACUACUUGUUGAGUUAUCAUUCAAUUUAGAAUAUCUUGCAGACGUUGAGUAACCACAAAGAACUUGCUGUGUCGGAGAAAGCAAAGAAUUUGAGCGCUUUAUUAUACAGAAUCUUUCCUUUCAUUUUUUACAAAGCUUCAAACCCUUGGAGCGCUUUAUUAUACAGAAUCUUUCCUUUCCUUUUUUACAAAGCUUCAAACCCUAGUUCCAGAAAUUUUUAUUCUGAAAUCCCUUUCCCUUCCGAAGCAAAAUUUAAAGCUUUAGUUUAUUUUCUCUGGAUCGAUCAUAAUGGGAUUCCCCUGGUUUUCCAACCGCAAAAAUGCGCCGAUCGAAUCUCCCCGGCGGCAAUCAGAGGGCAUUAACAUUUUCUCCUCCGAAUCUCCGCCGCGAAAAUCUUCGUCGCCGAAGAAAAUGUCGGGCCGUAAAGAACGGCAAAAUUCGAGCAGGGAUUGUAUUGUGAGGAUUCCUUGUCCGUUGCCGAGCAGCGAAGAGCUUCAGAAUGUGUUCAAUAAAUUUGACGCCAACAGUGACGGCAAAAUAUCUCCGUCGGAGCUGGGCCACGUCAUGCGCUCGCUGGGGCACGAUGCGACGGAGGAUGAGGUGCAGUUGAUGAUGGCAGAGGCUGACUCAGACGGAGAUGGCUACGUGGACUUGUCAGAAUUUGUUGCGCUCAAUACACGUGGCGUGGACAGCGCUGCGAGCCUGCGGGAUCUUAAAGAUGCCUUCAACAUGUUCGACAUCGACGGCAGUGGAUCCAUCUCUGCCGAUGAACUCCACAGAGUUUUAAGGAGGUUGGGAGAGACUUCUAGUUUGGAUGAGUGUCAUCACAUUAUUCGAGGCGUGGAUGCUGACGGGGAUGGCCAGGUCAACUUCGACGAAUUCUUUACAAUGAUGUCAAAUCCCGUUGCAGUGCAAGCCAAUUAACUGCGAUCUCCAUUUGUUGACAGGCUGUUGUUUGAAAUUUUCCCAGAGAAAAUAUCAAGCGAAUUGCUAAAUAUCUUUGUUUGUUGUCCAAGUGAGAGCAGUUUUAAAAUUGUUCAUCCCCUGUUCAGGAUACAGAGGAACUCUAUGCGAGACUCUCUCCGGCGUAGAAUUCCACCCGCAAUGAGAAGCGGAGCCUCCAGUAGAGGGGUGAGAGAGAAUCCGUACUUGGGGUCCCAGGUUCGACUCUCAAAGCCCUCGCUAAAAACUGAGAAAGUUCAGUUUUCAGAGAAGAAGAAUCCCCAGAUUUGUACCCUUGCAGCACAAACACAAAAAGUUCCAGAACCUUCCAACCGUUUACAAUGUUCAACAAUAAAUAGAAUUCUAGGACUCUAAAAUAUGGCACAAUUUAUGUAAUGCCAAGAUUUUAAGCCAUUGUAUUUACACAUUACCAUACAAUGAAUUUCAUUUUCCUAAUA